Molecule: messenger RNA, 1109 nt
Organism: Closterium sp. NIES-67
Lineage: Eukaryota; Viridiplantae; Streptophyta; Zygnematophyceae; Desmidiales; Closteriaceae
Source: the annotation of a GenBank genome assembly
UCUCAAGCCGGACCUCAUCGCCCCGGGUGUGUGCCUCUUUGGGGCUGCUCCCGGCACCGUGGCCAAAGCCAAGAUGAAAAGCGCAGCAGUAGCUAUGGCUUCGGGUACAGGUGUCGCUGCGUCGAUCACUGCUGGAUUGCUGCUCUGGUGAUGCAGAGUAACCCCGCUUGGACCCCCGCGGAAGUGAUGUCAGCCAUGCAGACCACUGCUGAUACUGUCAGUAAUAAGGGGGGACCUAUCAAGGAUGCGUAUGGCGCGGAUGCCACCCCGUGGGCUAUGGGCCAGGGGCAUGUGAGUGCUGCGAAGAUGGUAGAUCCGGGGUUGGUCUACCCGGCCAACAGCGAGGAUUUUUACAAUUUUCUGGCGGGGCAGGAUGCGACGGAAGCAGCGCAAGUCAAGCCCGCGGAUCUCACUCUGGCGCCGAUUCCCGCGUAUAAUCUGAACCGGGCGUCGAUCUCGGUGUCGCGGCUUCAGGGCAGUGUGAUUGUGAAGAGGCGGGUGACUAAUGUGGGCGGCGUGAAAGCAACGUAUACUGCGGCUGUCGUGGCGCCGAGUGGGGUUGACGUGACGGUUCAGCCGAGCACGUUUGACAUCGAGCCGGCGGCGACAGUGAGCUUUACUGUGACUUUAACGCCCACGGCUGUUUCUGAGGAAUUUGUGUUUGGGAGCCUGACGUGGGAGGAUGGGACGGGGCACUCUGUGAGGUCGGUGAUCGCGGUUCAGCCUCUUGCGUUGCCGGCUUGAAGCCGCCCAAGUCCCUCCCAAGUUGCAAGGCGCGAGUGCUUGAACCAGGGUGCAUGCAUGUAUCUGUUAAGCUAAGGUAGGUAGCUAGGAAGCCAUGGAAAUGGCGUGAGGUUUAGCUAGGGGAAAGUUACGAGAGGAAAGAGAGAAACACUAGGAAGAGAGAGGCAUACAAGGAGGGAGUUGUACCCUCUACAGUAGAGUUCGGUAACCUACCAAGCCUACCAAUUACAUAACACAAUAUAUAAUUUAACAGUAUCAUGUACUCGGCAGGUAAGAGCUUCUUGCAUGGUGCUGUGAGAGGGCAGUGGCGCUUUGGGUGGUCUGCUUUGGGCCCGUUAGUGCCACAUUAUUGUUGCUUGAGUGUG